Molecule: messenger RNA, 2303 nt
Organism: Pecten maximus
Lineage: Eukaryota; Metazoa; Mollusca; Bivalvia; Pectinida; Pectinidae
Product: glutenin, high molecular weight subunit PW212-like
Exons: 3
Coding region: 51-1604 (517 amino acids)
Source: RefSeq, a predicted model, not a curated record
CGUCUCUGCAGUCACUACGAUUCUGUACCGAUAAGUAAAAGGACUACGCAAUGAAAUUUCGGAAUGGAAAUAUGUUUUGUGCUGUGUUGGCGUUAAGUUUAUGUGCACUCGUGCAUUCACAAGGGACCACCGCUACUAAUGGGCAACAAAAUGCCGUUUCAUUUCCAUCCCAAACAAUGUUUUUAGGCCAAGAAACUGGUGCUAAUUCCGGACAAACUGAUUCCACCCCUAACAUCUUUGCAGCUUUCUCUGGUCAGCCUGCAGUUACUGUUCCGGAACAGACCAAUCAAUCCCAGUUUGGAUUUCCAGCUUUUCCUGGACAGACCACCGGUACAUCAAAUGGACAGAUGACCAACUCAAUCGUUCCUAGCUCAACGAUUGGUACUACCGUCAAUUCCGGUUUCACCGGGCAGGCCCCUGGAAUAAGCGGAUUUCCAGGACAACCUCCACAGGCUUUAAAUACCGUAUUUUCGACACAGUCUGGUAUCCAACAACUUCCAGGACAACAGAAUAGACCAACUGGCUUCCCAGGGCAACCUGGAGUUCAGACAAUGUUCCCUGGCCAGACAACAGGACAGGCGACUCCCGGACAAGUUCCAUUGUUUCUAGGACAGCAACCAGGUAUGCAGAAUGGGUUCCCAGGGCAACCAGGCGUUCAACCUGGAUUUCCAGGACAACCACGUCCAUCCGUUUUCCCAACAACCGUGUUUCCAGGACAAGCCCAGCCAUUUACACCCCAGAAUACAGCAGCAUUUCCGGGACAAAUAGGUGUUCCGGUCACGGCCGGAAGCACUGACCAACAAGGAAACCAGCAGACCGGAAAUACAAUUACUGGAACUGGUCAAGUUGGUACCACAAAUACUGGAGGUCAACAACAGUCAGGAAUAAUCACUGGUCAAGGUCAAACAUUCAUUACUGGAACGACAGGACAACAGCCUGGUCAAUUGCCAGGACAACAAAUGAUCCCUGGAAGUCAGUUUGGACCUCAACCUGGACAAGUUGGGCCUCAAACUGGACAGUUCGGACCCCAAACUGGAAUCCAGACUGGACAAUUUGGACCACAAACUGGAAUUCAGACGGGUCAGUUCGGACAACAAAACGGAAUCCAGACUGGACAAUUUGGACCACAAACUGGAAUUCAGACGGGACAGUUCGGACAACAAAACGGAAUCCAGAAUGGACAAUUCGGACCAAAUGGACAGUUUAGACCCCCAACUGGGCAGUUUGGUCCCACUGGACAGUUUGGUCCAAAUCCAUUCAAUCCGUUCGGACAGAGACCUGGCCAAUGUCACGUGACCGGUUGCCCCGGUGGUUCCCAGUGUGUUUUCGCCCCAACCGGUGCCCAUAUGUGUCCGACUUGGAUCCCAAUCCUGCCCUGUACCUGUCGACAGGGAUGCCAAGCUCAGAACCUGUUUAUCCCUCUUGGACAGUCCCGUCAAAUCGACAGAUGUGGAAAUACAUGUACCUGUAAUAGCCCGGAUGGAACGCCUGCCUGUACGAUGAUGGCGUGUCCUUCUCCACAACAACAGCAGCAACAGCAGCAGCAGCAACAGCAACAACAACAACAACAGCAGCAGCAGCAACCACAACAACAAGGAAAGUAGAUCAACUGGCCAUCUUACAACUCCAGAUAACCUCGAGUGACAUUCACCUUUGACCUAAAGCCACAGAGAACCAAAAUUAAAUGGUAAUGUGUGCUUAUUUUAGACAGGAAAUAAAAAAGACAACUUCCGGGUCAAAGGCUGACAAUAGAAUAACAAAGCUUAAGGACGGAGUGCCCCAAUAACAAUACCCGGAUGUAUUGUUUGUUCUCUUAAUAAUGUUUUUUUAAUUGUGAAGGUACCAAAGUCCCAAGGAACAGUCCAAUUUCGUAAACUGCAAAGCUUUGAAAACUCGCGACCAGAAGUCAAAUACAAUUGGAGCCUCUCGUGUGAGUUCCGAGUGAGUCAAGUAUCUGUAUGUACCCAGUGUUCUAUACUGGGCCAGCUCCGGAUUGAUAUUCAAUCACCUAUUCUCGCAUGCUGGUUUCAAUCAUAAAUAAGAAUAUUCUUCUAUGCUUUGGACCAGUGUGUGUGCUUUUGUAUUAACAUGCGAAAACGUGAGAUGACAGAAAAUAAGAUGAGAAAAGAGUGUGAAAUAAGAAUAGGAAUGCUCGUGUAACAGUACGUAGAGAGUGAAAGGUGUCCGAAUGUGUACAUGUAUGAUUUUUUUAUAUGAAAUACAAUUCCAUAUACAUAUGCUAUGUUCCAUAGAGUGGCACAAAUAUGUAUUUUGAAACUGAAUAAAUUGUUACGUUAUUCAUA